This is a messenger RNA of Pogona vitticeps (central bearded dragon), 1286 nucleotides long. The record is from RefSeq and is a predicted model, not a curated record. Lineage: Eukaryota; Metazoa; Chordata; Lepidosauria; Squamata; Agamidae.
GAAUUUCAUUUUUAAAAGACGUUUCCUUUUACUCCAGGGUAAAAGAUCCUAAAAGAAUUUCUCCCUUUCUCUUGGCUUCUGUCAAACAUCACUCGGAAGGCUGGCACUAUGAAAAGUGAACGGUUGAAUCUUGUACUGUGUGUCCCUCACCCAUGUCAUCGACGUCAUUCUUUUUAGUAAUGUCAUUAAAAAAACAAAGUUUCCUUUUCCUCCAGGAUCCCGUCACUCUUGAGGACGUGGCUGUGUCCUUCACAGAGGAGGAGUGGACACUGCUGGAUCCAGGCCAAAGGGCUCUGCUCUGGGAAGUCAUGGAGGAGAAUGUUGCUAACAUGGUGUCUCUGGCUGCUGGUUUGAAAAAAGGGAGGUUCACAGAAGAACCACAUCAGGUGAUCUUAGAAAAAAUUACCAAGGAGGAGGAGAAACCCCAGAGGAGAAAAACAGAAAGCAAGGAGAAGGGGAGAAGAUCCUUUGUUUCUCCGAAGGAAAAUGUUCAUGGAGCGCCAUGUGAAGAAGAAACGGAUCAGAGCCAUGACAGCUGUAAGUGCUUGGCGUGUGAGAAAAGCUUCAGCUUUCAAGGCAGCCCAAAUGCUCACUGGAAAACCCAGAUAGGGGGGAAACAGUUGGACUGCUCAGAAUACCACUGGGAUUGUUUAAAAAAGUCAUUUCCCGAAACAGAUACGGGAACAUUUGAAUGCUUGGGUCAUGAAAAGGGCUUUAGUCAGAGCACACCCAUUGCUUCCCAUGAGCGAAUUCAAAUGAAGGAGAAAAGAUUUCAGUGCUUUGAAUGUGGGAAAAGCUUCAGUUACAAUUCUGCCCUCAUUGAACACAAGAGAAUCCAUACAGGAGAGAAACCUUUUCGAUGCUUGCAGUGUGGAAAGAGGUUCAGUCAUAAGUCAACCCUUGCCAACCAUAUGAGAAUCCAUACAGGGGAGAAACCAUAUACAUGCUUGGAAUGCGGGAAGAGCUUCAAUCAGUGCACGGUCCUUGCUAACCACAGGAGGAUCCAUACGGAGGACAGACCUUUUGUGUGCUUGGAAUGCGGGAAGAGUUUUAGGCAUAAGGCAACCCUCGCUUCGCAUACACGGAUCCACACAGGGGAGAAGCCUUUUAAAUGCCUGGAAUGUGGGAAGAGCUUCAGUCGGAACACACACCUUGUUCGCCAUGUGAGAAGCCACAGGGGAGAGAAACCGUUUAAAUGCUUAGAGUGUGAAAAGAGCUUCAGUCAGAGGGCAAACCUUGCCUCCCAUAUGAAAAUCCAUACACGUGUGAAAGCGUGAAGGAUACCG